UGCGUGUCGGCCUGUCGUGUAGCAUAACCUAUAAAGUAUAGGAAAUCUGUCCUAUACACUUUAUUACAGUUUUUCACGUUUUUAUUGAAAAUUAUAGAGUUUAAAUCGACGACAUAAUGGCAGAAGCGAUGAGACAAACCGUUGCGGAUAUGCUGAAGGGAAUAGAAAGAUACAAUCCUGAGAAUUUGACAACUUUAGAAAAAUACGUCGAAAUUCAGGCAAGAGAAAAUGCCUAUGACCUCGAAGCAAAUCUCGCAGUUUUGAAACUUUACCAGCUCAAUCCACAACGAUAUAAUGUGGAUAUCACGAGUCAGAUUCUUCUCAAAGCUUUAACCAACUUGCCACACACAGACUUUGUUCUCUGCAAAUGCCUCUUGAGUGAAAAAAUUAUGUCAGAAGAACCUGUAAACCACAUCAUGUAUCUGGGAGAUAUCCUGGAGCAGUGUGACUUUCAACAUUUCUGGGAACGCGUGCGAUCCAUGUCUAAUUUAUACGACAAUAUCGUCGGCUUCCAGGACUCAAUUCGAAAAUUUGUAUGCCACGUUGUGGGAAUCACAUUCCAGACGAUAGACAAGCCUCUUCUCUCACAGCUUUUGGGCGACAUUGACGAUAAUAUGCUCGGCAACUGGAUAAACAAAUACGGCUGGCAAGAACAGAACAGAGGAGGAAAGAAGUUUAUUUUCAUUGCCAAUCAGGAUGAAAAUAUCAAAACCAAAAAUAUCACUGAGAAAAUCGACUUCGAAAAUGUCGCCGGUCUCAUGGCUGCUUGUUUGUAAACUACAAAUUUUACUUCCAAAUCGACGAGAGGUCACAGUUUUUAUUUUUACAAAAUGAGCAAAAUUUCGCACACAACUUAUUCAAAUAAAUUCUUCGAUUACCUGAAAAAAAACGAAUGUCUAAAAUAUUUUAUUCUAUAAUAAAUUCGUGUGCAUAAUUCGUCGCUUUUGGUUUUUAAUUGAUGGAGAUUGAAAUAAAAACACGAGAUUUUUUGUUCCACUUAUAUUUCGAUAGUCUCGAAACUAAAUAAAUAAGAUUUUCUAAGGAA
Messenger RNA from Belonocnema kinseyi, 1045 nucleotides. RefSeq names its product eukaryotic translation initiation factor 3 subunit K (gene eIF3k). The coding region runs from base 117 to 776 and encodes 219 amino acids. The record is from RefSeq and is a predicted model, not a curated record. Gene Ontology annotation, cellular component: cytoplasm; eukaryotic translation initiation factor 3 complex. Gene Ontology annotation, molecular function: ribosome binding; translation initiation factor activity. Gene Ontology annotation, biological process: regulation of translational initiation. The transcript has 4 exons. Lineage: Eukaryota; Metazoa; Arthropoda; Insecta; Hymenoptera; Cynipidae.